CCCUUCUGAGAAACCCCAUAGGCAGCUUCGGAAAUAUACCGAGCAUCGACCUUUCUUUCUUCGUUAUCUGUAUGUUAGUUGUCUUCCAUGGCCUCUCCUUCUUGGAAAAACCACUGCAUUGAUUCACUUCUCAUUUAUUUAUACUUUCCCCAUAUCUUUUUCUUCCCCAUUAACUCUUCUUCUCUCAAGUCUCUUCAACCCUUUUCCUUCUCUCUCUCUCUCUCUUAUCUGUUUAUAAGAAAUGGCUUCACAAAACCCACAAUCAAAUUUCGAGGAUUUCUUGCCGAUCAUGGCAGAAAAGCUUGGUGGGGAUGGUUUAAUAGGUGAGCUCUGUAAUGGGUUUGAUUUAUUAGUGGACGGUGAUAAAGGGGUCAUUACGUUUGAUAGCCUCAAGAGGAACUCAGCUUUGCUCGGCCUUCAGGACCUGAGUGAUGCUGAUCUACGGUCCAUGUUACAAGAAGGGGAUUUCGACGGUGAUGGCGCCCUUAAUCAGAUGGAGUUUUGCGUCUUGAUGUUCAGAUUGAGCCCCGAUCUUAUGGAAGACUCUCGUCUAUGGCUGGAUGAAGCUCUUAAACAAGAAUUUAACGAUUCCCAUUAAAUUUGAAACAUUGUUUUUGGAAAAAAUAGAAUGAAAAAGAAAUAUAUUCUGGGUUGUGUUUGUUGUAAUCAUUGUUGAUUUUUUGUUCAAAUUAAUGAAAUAUACAGAAACAAUUUCCAAUUUGCCUCA
Messenger RNA from Humulus lupulus (European hop), 727 nucleotides. RefSeq names its product calcium-binding protein KRP1-like. The coding region runs from base 242 to 598 and encodes 118 amino acids. The record is from RefSeq and is a predicted model, not a curated record. Gene Ontology annotation, molecular function: calcium ion binding. The transcript has a single exon. NCBI's taxonomy places the organism in Eukaryota, Viridiplantae, Streptophyta, Magnoliopsida, Rosales, Cannabaceae.